Hyaloperonospora brassicae is the source of this 1419-nucleotide messenger RNA. NCBI's taxonomy places the organism in Eukaryota, Oomycota, Peronosporomycetes, Peronosporales, Peronosporaceae. The record is from the annotation of a GenBank genome assembly.
AUGGAGUGGGGUCCGCUGCAGGCGAUUCGACGGCACUUGGCGCCUCGACCGGGCGCCAGCGACGGCGGUGUGGAUCCCAAGUACCAAGACGAUCGACUGGCGCAUGCGCUGGGUGGAGAAGAGCUCACAGCGGCCAUUCGUGUGGCUUCUGUUGCCCAACUAGACGCAGUCCUGAGCCACGACACGUUUACGGUCGAGCACCUGCCGCUGAGCUUCUUGUUGCUGCUGUCGGCUCAGGCUACGAAGGUGGAACAAGCGAGACGUGUGGACGAGCUCGCAGCCGGUGGACAAAAAGUGUUGCUGCAAGUCUCGCAGCUGCUACACGACAUUCCGCUGGGAGUGGCUGUGAAGGAGAUGAAGCGAGUGAGCGUGCUCUGUGAUCAGUACGCGAGACUGGCGGUCGACAUGCAGCAGAGCAUCUCGACCCUUUUCCCGCUCAAGAGCUUCUUGCGCCGCUUCCACCAGCAAGGCUACAUGGCGGUCACGCCGUUGCACGCUCCCUUUUUCUAUUUAUGUCUGCAUGCAAAGUGCUACUUUGCAGCAACGGAGGUACUGGAUGAGACUUUGGUCGAAAUCCACGCUCAGUCGCAUCUUGUAAAUGCUGUCGACUUCUUGGGCUAUGCUUACUACGGAGGACUGCUGUAUAUUGGGAAGAAGCGGUACCAGGAUGCUCUUGACUUUCUCCAGCUCGCCGUUACAGCUCCUGCGGUGUCGCUCAGUGCGUUCGUGAUCGAAGCGUACAAGAAGAUGGCACUCGUGACGCUCAUUCUACGCGGCGAGGCAGUAGUGCUGCCAAAGUACACGCCGUUCGUGGUCACGCGUCACGUUGAAAGUCACUGCGCGGCGUAUGCCAGUUUGGUCAAUGCCUUUGUGAUCGAAAAGGACUUGGAUGCCGUACAGGCGGUUGUUGCCAAGAACGAGCAACUAUUUGUUCGAGAGGGCAAUUUCGGUCUCGUGAAGCAGGUCGUACAGGCGUUCAAGCAGCGAAAGCUCCUUCAACUUACGCGCACAUACGCGACCAUUGAGCUCACAAAGAUUGCAGCAGCCGCAGGAAUCAAUAGUGGCGAUGCGGUUGGCACCGAGAAGAUGCUGCUGACGCUUGUAUCGAACGGCCAGAUGGACGCUGUGAUUGACAAGCAGAAGGCUAUGGUUCGUUUUGUACACGAGAGUGAAGAUGGUAGCGCGUACCAAGACGAAGUGCAGGGCGAAGCAACCAUGAGAUUACAGGAUGAAAUGGCAAAACUCGUGACGGUGGCGAAGCAACUACGCUGCAUCGAUGCCGAACUUGUCACGAGCGCCAAGUUCCAGUCUCGUCUACAAAAGGACAAGGAUCGACGCUCGAGAAUCGGUGUGCACAACCAGCAAGGUGGCGAGCGCAUGGUCGUCGACAGUGCAAAUGGCAUGGACACUAUGGAGUGA